This is a messenger RNA of Carassius gibelio (silver crucian carp), 7076 nucleotides long. It is a transcript of the gene tnxba, whose product is annotated as tenascin XBa. Lineage: Eukaryota; Metazoa; Chordata; Actinopteri; Cypriniformes; Cyprinidae. The coding region runs from base 644 to 6706 and encodes 2020 amino acids. The transcript has 15 exons. Gene Ontology annotation, molecular function: protein binding. The record is from RefSeq and is a predicted model, not a curated record.
AUUUAAAACAUUAUAGUUUGAUGCUACAGUUAUUACAAACCUGAAACCUGAUUACAGCAGGAUGUUUGGUUAAACUGUGCCUUUAAUCAGCAUGGUGGUUGUAACAUAAAAAACAGAUGCCAUAUUAUAGCUACAUUUUUUAAUGUUUGACAUUUGCCAUUAUAUUGGUAAAAGCAGGUAUAAUUCAGCUAAACAGAAAGUUGGGAGACUGCUAAUCGCAGAUAGAUUAAUAAACUCUGUAAGUCUGUUAAAUAAUUAAGGAAUUUCUUACCAGGAGAAAACAUCCAUAAAGCCAUUGAGGAGCAGGAAAUAUGCUCAAUGUAAAUUGGCAAGGAGGCGGAGUAUGGAAAAACUUUAAGUAGGAGAUUUGAUUGCCCCAGGUCCUUUGGCUAGAGGAGCUCCUGUUCACCGUCUCUCUUUCUCCAUUAACCUCAAUCAGUCACAGGAGGUUCUCAAAGCUGAUGGAAGGAACUUCAUACAACACUGAGCAGGACAGAAGCAGCUCCGAACACAGGAAACACAUCCAUUAUAUCACAAAUACCUGUAAGAUAGUUGAGGGAAAAAAAAUUGCAUUUUAGGAUUUAUAUUAUAAAUUCAAACCAUUUAUUUGUAUGAAAAAUUUGACACCUUAAUCCAGCAUAAAAUGUUAAUCUCAAUAGUUUUUCUCCUCAUUCUAAAUCCUGUGCUUUCUCUUCAAGGCACACUUAGCGAGAAUAAAAAUGGCACUACCAAAUCUAAGGAACACACUAUUAGCCAAAAUAUUCCCAAACUAGUAACCACAACAAUUACCACCAAAGUGAAAAUCCAGACCCAUGCUGCUUCUUCAAAAAGCACCAAUCAGACUCUUCCUUCCAUACCGAAGCCCGUUGUGGAUGGUGUCCAGAAACCUGUGCCUACUCUUCAAGACACACUUAGUAAGAAGAAAAAUUCUACUACUAAAUUAAAAGGAGAUGCUAUUAAUCUAAAUGUUCAGAAACCAGUAACCACAUUAUCAAACGGCAAAAUGAAAAACUCAAGUCAAUCUACUUCCUCAAAAAUUACCAGCACUAGUCAGACUCUUUCAUCCACUGCAAAGCCUACUGUAGAUGCUGUCCAGAAUCCUGGGCCUGCUCUUUCAGGCAAUCUUAAUGAAAAGAAAAAUUCUACUGCCAAAACAACUGCCAAUACCGGUAGUCUUAAUCUUCCAAAGUUAGGAACUACAGCAUUAAAUACCAAGCUAAAAGACCAGACUCAUCCCACUUCCUCAAAAAUGAGCAGCGUCAAUCAGACUCUUCCAUCCACUACAAAGCUGGUUGCUGAUGAAAUCAUACUUAGCGAGAAAAAAAAUUCUACUGUGAAGUUAAUGUUUCAAUCUAUUAAUGUUAAUGUGUCAAAGAAAGUUUCUACAUUAUUAAACACCAAAACGAAAAACCAGACUCAAUCUACUUCCUCAAAAAUUAGCAAUGUCAAUCAGCGUCAAGACAUCAUCCAGAAACAUGUGCCUUCUCUUCAGGACCCACUUAGUGAGAAGAAAAAUUCCACUGUUAAGUCAACAUCCCAAACUACUAAAGUUGUGACUACAUUAUUAAAGACCAAAAUGAAAGACCAAAUUUCCUCAAAAACCAGUAGAGUGAAUCAGACUCUCUCAUCAUCUACAAAGCCUGAUGUGGACACCAUCCAGAAACCCAUGCAAAGUGUACAAAACACAGUUAGUGAGAAGAAAAAUUCUACUACUAAGUCAACAGUCAAUAGUGUUAAUGUUAACGCUGAGAAACCAGUAAAUACAUUAUUAAAGACCAAAAUGAAAGACCAAAUUCAAUCUACUUCCUCAACAACUAGUAGAGUGAAUCAGACUCUUCAAUCAUCUACAAAGCCUAAUGUGGACACCAUCCAGAAACCUGUGCAAAGUGAACAAAACACAGAUAGUGAGAAGAAAAAUUCUACUACUAAGUCAACAGUCAAUAGUGUUAAUGUUAAUACUGAGAAACCAGUAACUACUUUAUUAAAGACCAAAAUAAAAGACCAAAUUUCCUCAAAAACUAGUAGAGUGAAUCAGACUCUCUCAUCAUCUACAAGGCCUGACGUGGACACCAUCCAGAAGCCUGUGCAAAGUGAACAAAUCACAGUUAGUGAGAAGAAAAAUUCUACUACUAAGUCAACAGUCAAUAGUGUUAAUGUUAAUACUGAGAAACCAGUAACUACAUUAUUAAAGACCAAAAUGAAAGACCAAAUUUCCUCAAAAACCAGUAGAGUGAAUCAGACUCUCUCGUCAUCUACAAAGCCUGACUUGGACACCAUCCAAAAGCCCAUGCAAAGUGUACAAAACACAGUUAGUGAGAAGAAAAAUUCUACUACUAAGUCAACAGUCAAUAGUGUUAAUGUUAAUACUGAGAAACCAGUAACUACAUUAUUAAAGACCAAAAUGAAAGACCAGAUUUCCUCAAAAACUAGUAGUGUGAAUCAGACUCUUUCAUCAUCUACAAAGCCUGAUGUGGACACCAUCCAGAAACCUGUGCAAAGUGUACAAAACACAGUUAGUGAGAAGAAAAAUUCUACUACUAAGUCAACAAUCAAUAGUGUUAAUGUUAAUACUGAGAAACCAUUAACUACAUUAUUAAAGACCAAAAUGAAAGACCAAAUUUCCUCAAAAACCAGUAGAGUGAAUAAUACUCUCUUGUCAUCCACAAAGCCUGACAUGGACACCAUCCAGAAGCCUGUGCAAAGUGUACAAAACACAGUUAGUGAGAAGAAAAAUUCUACCACCAAGUCAAAAGACAAUAGUGUUAAUGUUAACGCUGAGAAACCAGUAACUACAUUAUUAAAAACCAAAAUGAAAGAACAAACUCAACUUACUUCCUCAACAACUAGUAGAGUGAAUCAGACUCUUCUAUCCUCCUUGAAGCCUACUGUAGAUGUUGUCCAGAAACCUGUGUCUUCUCUUCCAGCAACAACUGGCAAAAAGAAAAAAACUAGUACAGAGUCAGUAGGUCAGUUUAUUCAUGUUAAUGUUUCAAAGUCAGUAAACACCAAAAUGAUAAACCAAACUGUUUCGUCAAAACCUAGUAAUGUUGGUAAGACUCUCUUAUCUACACCAAAGCCUGUUGUAGAUGUCCAGAAACCUGGCCCUGCUCUUCAAGGCACAAUUAGCAAGAAGAAAAACUCUACUUCCAAGUUAACGACUCAAACUAUUAGUCAUAAUAUUCCCAAGCUAACUACAUUAGUGAAUACCAAAAUGAAAAACCAGACUCAUCUGACUUCCUCAGAAGCUAGUAGUAUCAAUCAGACUCUCCCAUCUACCCUAAAGCUUGAUGUGGAUGAAAGCACACUAAGCAAGAAGAAAAAUUCUACUGUAAAAUCAAUAUCCAAAAAUAUUAAUGUCAAUCCGCUGAAGACAUUAACUACAUCAUUAAACACCAAAACAAUAAAUCAAACUCAGUCUACUUUUUCAAAAAUUAUCAGUGUCAAUCACACUCUAACAUCCACCACAAAGCCAGAUGUUGAAAUCAAACUUAGCGGGAUGAAAAAUUCUACUGUCAAGUCAACACCCCAAACUAUUAAUGUUAAUGGAUCAAAACCAGUAAAUGCAUCAUUAAACACCAAAGCUAAAACUAAAACUCAAUCUACUUCCUCAGAAAUUAGCAAUGUCAAUCAGACUGUUGCAUCUACCACAAAACCUUUGGUCAACAGAGUCCAGAAUCCAUCUAAAGACAAACCUGCAGAGAGUUUACCAGUUAAGGUAGUCAUCACUGAGGGUUGUGUUCCUCAGGAAUCUCAGACAGACUUAGGUAACGGAACCAAAAUCCGAGAAACAGAGCUCAGUUUGAAUCCCGGAUCUCCUCUGGUAAUGACUCAUCACAUCAACCUGGUUCAAGGAGCCUGCACAGGAAGCUGUGACACUGAGAUGGCCAAACUGAGAGACAGAGUUGAGUUUCUUGAGAAGGAGAUGGCAGCGAUUAAAAAAAUGUGUGUUCAGUGUUCAGGAGAGCAAUGCCCUAAAAACUGUAGUAGCCAGGGCAAGUGUGAAGAUGGGAAGUGUGUAUGUUUCCAGGGCUUUAGUGGCCCAGACUGCAGUGGCAAAACUUGCCCCUCUAACUGCAACAAAAAAGGGAAGUGUGUGAAGGGAAAUUGUGUGUGUCAGACUGGUUAUACGGGCCUAGACUGUAGUAACGCUGUUGACAAGAAGAUCACAGUUACUGUUGAAACAGUGGCUAUGAAGAUCCCCACUGCCAAACCCAAUACAAAACAUGCGAAGACAAAGCCAGACAAGACCAUAUUCAUGAAAAAGACAGAAACCACAGCCAAGCCAAUAGUGAAGCCAAGUCCAACCGUGUCUCCAGGUAAAGCCCAGUCCAAUACCACAAAGGGAGACAAGGUUGUUAAGACUUCUGGACAAGAUCUGCUAAACCAUCAAGGUAUAAGACGUCAAGAGGAAGCAAAAGAAGGCAAAACAACAACCAUAAAACUAGAAUUAGAAAAACAAUCACAAACUGAUCUCACUGACACAUCCAAGAAAAAUAAUCUUAAAGAUGAGCCUGUCUAUCAGAACGAGACUCCGAGAUCUGGAAAGAAAGUUAAUGGAACCUCUAAAGUUUCAGAGAAUGUGUUUAAAGGCACCAAAGAAUUAUCUAAUCCAACUGUGCCCAAGACAAAGGUCACUAUUAGAACUGUAGGUGAUCAAGCAAAAGAAAGCAAGACUAUUAAUGUUACAUCUAUUGGAAAAGAAAAGAAUCUAUUGCACAGUAAUGUAACGAUUCUCCAAGCAGAGAAGUCAUCUGAUAAGCAUGAAAAUGGGACAAGUUUUGAAUCCAAAAUUUAUAAAAAGCAUUUUAACAAAACUAUCAGCAGAUUAUCAGUCAUUGGAUCAGUUGAGGUUCAUAAUAUCACUUCUACCGGUUUCAUCAUGUCUUGGGAAGCUCAUCGAGACAUGUUCAAGAACUUCACUAUAUCAAGAAGGCAAAUCAGAGGAGGAAAUGAUGAUUCUGAGAAAAUUCUGGAUGGAGCAGAGGCUGUAAAUGUAACAGAUGUCCAAAGGCCCAGUUUAAACAGAACAUCAACUAAAGUCCAAAGUAGCAAACCUGAAGAUAAAACUGUGAAAAAGUUCUCCCAAGUUCUUGCUGGUAUAGCACGGUCGUAUCAUUUCAAAGGCCUUCAACCUCAAACAUGGUACUCGGUUUCCUUGUUUGGCUCUGGUCCUGGUGUACGAUCCAAAAUUCACCGCCUUACAUUAUCCACAGGCCCUGAACCACCCACUGACUUGAUGUUCAGCAAUAUAACAGAGACUUCCUUCUCAGUAUCAUGGACAAAACCUAAAAGCAUAGUAGCAGAAUUUAAAGUCACUUACACCAACAUUGUAACUGGUGAAAGUGGCUCCAUGUCUGUUGACUCCCAGCUGUCCCAUGUUCUCCUGUCUAAGCUCUCUGCUGGCUCCACCUAUGAUAUUACUGUGAGCUCAGUUCUGGAGACAGUCGAAAGCGAGCCUGUCACAGCCUCUGUCACAACAGUGCCAGAUUCUCCUACUGAACUAAAGGUGGUGAACAUCACAGACACUAAAGCUCUGCUGGUAUGGAAACCUUCACAAGCUAAAGUGGACAGCUACAUACUCACUUAUGGAACUACAAAAUCUCCUAAUGUGACUAUCACAGUGACAUUAUCUGGCAGUACUGUGGAGCAUCAACUCAGAGGACUCCACAGAUCUUCUUUAUACAUGGUGAAAAUCAAAAGUCAAGUCAACCGGCUCCAGAGUAGCCCAGUCUCCACAACCUUCACAACAGGAAGUGGAGUGAAACUUCAGGUUGUGACUCCCGAUGAGGUGACAUUUCACUCAGCUGUGAUUUCAUGGAGGGCACCCCGUGUGGCUUUCAAAAGUUAUAGGCUCACAUACCAACUGAGCGAGGAAGUCAAGGAGGUGAUUCUAAAUCCAUCUGUGACACGUUAUGAGCUGAGUGGACUGGCAGCCUUUUCAAACUAUACUGUGAAAAUAGAUGGAGAAAGAGAUGGACAGUACAUCAGUUUUGUCUUUGCUGAAUUUACCACUGCCCAGCUCCCACACCCAUACCCCGCAGACUGCUCAGAGGUACAGCUCAACGGGAUGAAGGAGUCAGGGGAGGCCGAGAUUUACCCUGAAGGGAAGGAUGAAGAGCCAGUCUGGGUCUACUGUGACAUGGAGACUGAUGGAGGAGGCUGGACAGUAUUCCAGAGGAGAAUGGAUGGAUCUACUGAUUUCUUCAGGACCUGGAGAGACUACAGUAAAGGCUUUGGUUCCCUAAGUGGAGAAUUCUGGCUGGGAAAUGACAUCCUUCACACUCUCACCAGUCGUACACCAAUGAGCCUGAGGAUUGACCUGCGUUCAGGAAAUGACACAGCCUUUGCUCAUUAUGCCAACUUCAGCAUUAGCUCAGAGACUAACCACUAUGAAAUUGAGCUGUCUGGAUACUUUGGCACCGCUGGUGAUUCCAUGAAAUAUCACAACCGCCGUCCAUUUUCCACCAAAGACAGAGAUCCAAACACUCUUAGCAUCCACUGUGCUAAGGCCUACUUGGGAGGCUGGUGGUAUAAAAAUUGCUACAAGGCUAACCUCAAUGGCCUCUAUGCCUCCUACUCAGACAAUAAGGGUGUGGUGUGGAUAGACUGGAAGGGCAAAGACGCAUCCCUCCCAUUUACUGAGAUGAAGCUUCGACCCUCCUAUAGCAGUCAAAUGAUCCCGACAACCCCAACAACCCAAGGUUAAAUCUACAGAGUGAAUAGUGCACAAUAGUGCAAAUACACUGUACAAACUUUUACACACUGCUACUUCAAUAUUGUAUAUAGGUUAACAUAAAAUACAAAACAAGCUUUGCAAAAUAAAUAUGCAAACAACCUCCAACCAAUCACAAAGACUUUUGUACGCAAGUUUUUUUAUAUAUAUUUUUGUUAUGUUAUGUAGCCUUUAUGCAUGUUUCGAUGUACUUGUGUUAAUGGAGGUCCAUCAUUGAUAUUAACAUUUCCUCUACUGGAAUAAUAUGCACUGUCUUGAUCUAAAUUGGUUUCCUCUCUAUGAAAUUGAUUUAUUUUGAUGUUGUAAACAUGUAGACAAAACCAAUAAAACAAAGUACUAACCA